Cricetulus griseus (Chinese hamster) is the source of this 4545-nucleotide messenger RNA. The record is from RefSeq and is a predicted model, not a curated record. Lineage: Eukaryota; Metazoa; Chordata; Mammalia; Rodentia; Cricetidae.
CCUCUGGGGGCCUCGGAGCAAGAUGGCGGCGGCGGUGGGGUCCGAGAGGCGCGAGCGGCGGCCUCCGGGGCGAGUGUGAGGAGGGGUCCCGGGGUCCCGGGUAGCUCCGGGCCGGGGCCCCGCUGCGGAACGGACCAUGCUACGUUCUACCGGCUUCUUCCGCUCCAUCGACUGCCCUUACUGGGCGGGAGCUCCCGGGGGGCCUUGCCGGCGGCCCUACUGCCACUUCCGGCACCGCGGAGCUCGGGGCCCCGGCACUCCGGGCGGCAGCAGCGCGGCAUCCCCCGCAGCAGGGCUUGGCUAUGACCCGUACAACCCGGAGCUGCCUCAGCCUCCUGCACAGAGAGAGAAUGAUGGCAUGCUGGAGCUGGAGCUGGUCAACCAGGCCAUCGAGGCUGUGCGGGGAGAGGUGGAGCUGGAGAGGAGGCGCUACCAGGAGCUCCUGGGGACUGCACGGGGGCACGGUGCCGGCGCCUCCACCCUGGCGCCCUGCAGCCCUCCUGCAAGCCUGGAUGACGACGAUACCUUCUCCCUGACUCUCACCUAUACACCAGGUGGCCUCCUAAGCCCAGACUCGAGCUACCAGCCCACCCCACUGGCUGCCCCUGAUGAUCCAGGUCAUAAGUACUCACUGGUCCCUUCAGAGAGGGGCCAGGGCAGGGCUGGAGGGGGCACCAGUGCCCUGGAGUAUGUCCCCAAGGCUGUGGGGCAGCCACGCCACUCUGGCCGCCCUGUGUCUGGUGGCAAGUACGUGGUGGACAGCUCAAAGCCAUCAACAGAUCUGGAGUAUGACCCACUGUCCAACUACUCAGCCCGGCAUCUCGGCAGGGCCAGUGUCAGAGAUGAGAGGGCCACCAAGCGGCCAAGAGGCUCCCGGGGUGCUGAGCCCUAUACACCUGCCAUCAAGAAGCCCUGUGAUCCCUUCGGUGGCUGUGAGGCCAGAUUCUCAGACUCAGAAGACGAUGUGGCCGGACCGCCUGAGGCUGAGAGCAGCAGCCCCAUGGUACCUGGGAAACCUGCCUCCAAGGACGGCCCGAAGCCCAAGGAGGGCAGUCUUCGGGACACCAAGGAGAUGGCAGUGCAGUAUGACGUGGAAGACCUCGGGCAACCUCCCAGAGCAGCAGACACAGUGGCCUUGGCCAAGCUUGGCUCCCCAGCUAGGGCCUCUCAAGUUGCUGGGGUCCCCAAGGAUGGCAAAGCCAAGAAGAAGAAAAGUGGGAUACCAACCAGCCUCAGCCACAAAGACAAGUCCCGUAAAAGAGACAAGAAGAAAGACAAGGACCCAGGACGGCCCCGGGAGAAGGAAAAGGCGUAUACAGACAGGAAGAAGUCACAGACUGGUAGCCCCCGGGGCAAGGCCCAGGGCCCUGAAGGGACCAAGAAAAAGCCAUCCAACAUCACCAUGGUGGCCAGCUCAGGGAAAGAAAGACCGGGCUGCCCCUCCAGUGGAGGGCCCCAGCCCCAAGACUCUGGGCCUAGUCCCCACACACUCCUGGCCUGGAAAGGUGGGAGUGCCAGGAAGACACCACCAGGCAAGUUAGUAGACCGGAAGGCCCGCUCCCUGGAUGGGGGUGCCCCGCAGGGUGCCCCUAAGCUCAAGAAGCGGGCCCUGAGCCACGCUGAGUUGUUUGGGGAUGAAAGCGAGGAGGAGGAGGACUCAGGCCUAGGGCCCAGGGCACCCCGGGUCUGGCCUCCCACCCUGCCCACCCUCAGCUCAGAUUCAGACUCAGACUCUGACUCCAGCCUGGGCCUGAGUGAGACGCAGGUGCCCAAGCGUCUCAAGGCCGCGCCACCCACAUCCCCCGCACCGCCCUCCCCCUUGUCCUCCUCCUCCUCCUCCUCCUCGGGAACCAGCCAGUGUGCAGAGGGGGAUGUGGACUACUCAGCCCUGGAGAAGGAGGUCGACUUCGAUGCGGACCCCAUGGAAGAGUGCCUGCGGAUCUUCAAUGAGUCCACCAGUGUGAAGACGGAGGACAAGGGCCGGCUGGCCCGGCAGCCCCCCAAGGAGAAGGCUGUGGAGAAGACGCAUGCGGGCCUGACCACUUUGUUCCCGGGACAAAAGAGGAGGGUCUCACACCUCUGCAAGUCAGGCAAGGAGGCAGAGGCCCCAAAGAGGGCCCCUGUGGCUCCCCCAGCGCGGCCCCCGACCGCCCAAGAGGUCUGUUACCGGCGAGCACAGCAGGCUCAGAGAGACUCCACCAGCUGGCUACAGGCUGCCACCAGGCCAACUGACAAGCUCUCCUCUGUGCAUAUCUCGGCCCCCGGGGAAAAGAGGAGGAUUGCUCACGUACCCAACCCCCGCCUGGCCACCACCCCCACAGGUGCCAAGAGGGCGCUCCCUGCCAGCAGCAGCCAGGUGUCCCACGGUCCUGAACCUGGCAGCCAGCCACUGAAGACACGCACGUUGUCAGGGAUGGCAUCUAAGACCACCACCACUGUCAUACCCAAGCGCAUCGCCCACAGCCCGUCACUCCAGAGUCUAAAGAAGCCCAUUAUCCCAAAAGAAUUUGGUGGCAAGGUCCCCACUGUGGUCCGCCAGCGCUAUCUCAACCUGUUCAUCGAGGAGUGUCUCAAGUUCUGCUCGUCCAACCAGGAGGCCAUCGAGAAGGCCCUGAAUGAGGAAAAGGUGGCAUAUGAGCGCAGCCCCAGCAAGAACAUAUACCUGAAUGUGGCUGUCAACACCCUUAAGAAGCUGAGGGGCCUGGUCCCCAACACCGUGCCCAGCCUCAGCAAAGCCAGUGGCCGCAGGGUUGUGUCCCACGAGGUGGUGCUGGGGGGCAAAUUGGCAGCCAAAACCAGCUUCUCACUGAGCCGCCCCAGCAGCCCACGGGUGGAGGAGCUGAGAGGGAACGCCCUGUACAGCCGUCUCAGGGAGUACCUGCUCACUCAGGAGCAGCUCAAGGAGAAUGGCUACCCCUUCCCCCACCCAGAGCGCCCAGGGGGCGCCGUCAUCUUCACAGCUGAGGAGAAGAAGCCCAAGGACUCCUCCUGCAGAAUUUGCUGUCGCUGUGGCACAGAGUACCUUGUGUCCUCCUCAGGCCGCUGCGUGCGCAAUGAGGAGUGUUACUACCACUGGGGACGGCUGCGGCGGAACCGAGUGGCUGGGGGCUGGGAGACCCAGUAUAUGUGCUGCUCAGCUGCAGUCGGCUCUGUGGGCUGUCAGGUCGCCAAGCCCUUCCAGUCAGGAGCGCACUGGGCUCACCUGCCUCCACAGGCACCUGGCCCAGACCUAGCCAGGGCAGGGAAGUCCCCAUGUGUGGCCUGUGCCAGCCCUGCUGCUGACCUCCCUGUUCCCCAGCAACACGUGCAGGAUGGCCGGAAGGAGAACCUAGAAGGCUUUGUGCGCACCUUCCAGAAGGAGCUACCAGAAGAUUCCCACGCCGGCGUCUUCGCCCUUGACUGUGAGAUGUCCUACACUACAUAUGGCCUGGAGCUGACCCGAGUCACAGUCGUGGACACAGAUAUGCAGGUCGUGUACGACACCUUUGUCAAGCCUGACAAUGAAGUUGUCGACUACAACACCAGGUUCUCAGGGGUGACAGAGGCCGACCUUGUGGACACGAGUGUCACACUGCGGGACGUGCAGGCCGUCUUGCUGAGCAUGUUCAGUGCUGACACCAUCCUUAUCGGACACAGCCUGGAGAGUGACCUGCUGGCCCUCAAGGUUAUCCAUAGCACGGUGGUAGACACGUCAGUGCUGUUCCCACACCGCCUGGGUCUGCCCUACAAGCGCUCCCUGCGGAACCUCAUGGCCGACUACCUCAGACAGAUCAUCCAAGACAAUGUGGAUGGGCACAGCUCCAGUGAGGAUGCCAGCGCCUGCAUGCACCUUGUCAUCUGGAAGAUCCGAGAAGAUGCCAAGACCAAGCGAUGACCCUCCCACCUGCCACCACUAACCAUACCAACCCCUUCCUACAUCCCUGGCUGCCCUCAGCCCUGAUGCCCUCGGCCUCUUUUCAAACUGUGUAAUAAAACACAACAGCUGACUGUGCGCCUCCCGGGCUUGGGCUACAGGUCUGGAGUGGCCCUGAGCUGGGGCUGAGACCAACCCCCCUGAGCCCAGCCCCACACAAUCCUACAUGUCCCGCCCAGGCCUGUCCCCUGGAGCCUGCUGCUGCCCAGGGCAGAUUUGGCCUGCACCCUGUGCCCAGUCAGCCCACCCCUACCUUCCACUCCUUUGUAUAUAAUGCAGGCGACAGGACAAGCCCUCAUGGUUUGAGACGGGUUGUCUUUUUUUACUUUAUACUGUUAUUUGUAUUAAUUUUUAAUUUAAACCUGCUGACCUGCACAGCCCCUCAACAGAGGGGUCCAUCCCUGGUGCCGUUGGGAUCCAGGGGCUGAACCCUACAGUCAGCCCUGUGGGCCUGGAUGUCUGCCCUGCCUUGUAGGGUGGCUUCCAGAACUCAUCCCAACUCACCAGGACUCCCCAACCUCAGAGCCAAGCCAGCCCCAAGGCCUGGCCUUCCAGGCCUCUGGGCCAUCUUCCAUGGGGGCUGCUGCCUCUCUCCGUGGGUAGGAACCGAAUAAAUGUUUAUAUGAACUUUA